ACACAGACCACUACCAUCUCACCUUCCUCCGCAUCGUCACCAACGUCCCACAGACCCUCAGAGCGGCCUUUCAGACAGUCCAGCAGCCACUUCUGACCUCGCCGCCUCCUUAAGCCAUCACUUCAGUCGUUAAAGCGCUCCCAGAAGCUCCGGCGAAUUCUUCACUGACUUUCGCCAGGCUACGCACCAGAGCAUCUCUCACCACCCCUCGCAAUACUUUCAGGCUAACGACAGACCUCGAAGAGUAUUCCUGGAAUUUACCAGAUCUUGUAAACAAGACACCAAGAUUAGCCAACUAUAUUCUCAUUCCGAUUCACCCGUCCCUGUCCGCUAAGCACUAAUCCCCGCAAUGGCUGCAAGACCGUCUCGCUCAGCGAGCAUACCUAUACCGGGUAGCACUGGUCGCAGUAUUGAAGAUGUCAUUUCCAUGCCUUUCACGGCGUCGACGCCCGCCCGCCCUCGACUUGUUAGCGGUACUCGUCUUCACGUUCCCUCGAGUCCGGAGCGACCGGUUUUGGGUCGAAUGCCUGCCUCUACGUCGCCAGUGCGCACACUAUCCGGAGGAUAUGCCUCUGCUUGGGGACGUCCACCCGCUCCGCACGUCGCCAGUGCACCCGUCUUCGAGCCCCGAAUUAUCCGGGCUACCACAGAACCUGGCUGUACCCCUGCUCCUGUGACUCCCAUCCAAGUAUCUCCUAGCCGCGCGCGCCGUCCUAGUGUGCGAAGGCAAUCCACGACCGCUGCGCCGACCAUCGCCACCAGCAUGUCUCGCACGCCCAUACCGCUGGUCGCUUCGUCAUCCACCUCCUCUUCCUUAUCAUCUACUGCAUUCCCCCGGCCGGCAUAUCUCGAGCACUCCGCCUUGCGUGACUUGCUCUUCACAGAUGCUCAGCCCAGCCACCCUCUGAGCUUGGUCGCCGAGACCGCUACGGCGUCGCACAUGAGCACACCGGUGCCCGCGCCAUAUCCUUACCUCCGCCGCGACACUACUCCGGGUAUGGAUACCGACGAAGAGAGCAACAUGAGCUCGUCACCACCGCCUGUCAGCAGGACCCCGGCUCCGGCUCCGGCUCCUGCUCCGGCACCGAGCGCGCUGCUCACGAACCCGGCACUGCGCUUGCCGACGCGGUGGAGUGAGCAGGACAGGCACCAUUUGCUGACUGUCUCGGGCGACGGCAGGGAGCUGACAUUCUAUGGCCAAUCCUGCAGCGGAGAUCGUGACUCUGCCGCUGCACGUGCGAACCAUCCCAUCCCUCCGGCCUGUGGUAUUUACUACUAUGAAGUCGAGAUCCUGCAGAAGGGUGCGAAGGGUCAUAUUAGCAUUGGGUUCUCGUCUCCGGAUGUGCGUCUCUCUCGUCUCCCUGGCUGGGAGAAGCAGUCUUGGGGCUAUCAUGCCGAUGAUGGAUGGUCGUUCCCUGGGCACAAAGACGGCAAUUCCUACGGACCCACGUUCGACACUGGGGACAUCAUUGGAUGCGGCAUCGAUUUCACGCAGCACCGUGCGUUCUACACAAAGAAUGGAGCUUUCCUCGGAAUGGUCUUUGAGAACGUAGGCAAGGGUAUCGAUAUCUACCCUUCCGUCGGUCUGCGACACACGUCGGAGUCUAUCCGCGUCAACUUCGGACACGCGUCAUUCAAGUAUGCCAUCGAAGACCAUGUCCAUGCUCAGCGCAAUGCUGUUUGGGCGAACGUUCAAUCUACUCCGAUCGACUGGGACCUGUUGUACGGCAAGGAACGCAAAGAAGACACCGCCGAUGAGAAAUCCGAAGCUGUCAAAGGUGGUGUACCGAAAGGUGGUGCUCUCGAGGAAGAGCAGAUGAAGGCACCGCUGCGGAAGCUUGUUUUGGCGUAUCUUGCCCACCAUGGAUACGCUAGGACAGCAAGAGCGUUCCAGGCGCAGUGCGAGGGCAGGCGUGAGUUCGCUGAAUUCGCUGAUAACGGGAUGGACUUGGAUGAGGGUCCUCGGGCAUCUACCUCUUCCUCUGGACUGGACGCCGAAUUAGAUCUUCGCGCUCGUAUCGACAUUGUCAACGCUAUCCUGAAGGGCGAUAUCGACACUGCUAUUGCCCAGACUCAGGAGCACCACCCCGUCGUUCUAGAACGCGAGCAGGGUCUCAUGCUUUUCAAGCUCCGCUGCCGCAAGUUUGUCGAGCUCAUCUUAGAGGCGAGCGAUGCCCUCAAGCGUGUCCAAGCGGAAGAGAAGAGCGGGAUACAGCCUGAGAAGCUUGCACAGCCCACGCCGGAUACGAUGGAUGGAUUGGGCGCGAUGGACGUGGACGAACCGUCGCUUGAGGCCCAUCCCGCGUCCAUCUCGUCCCUGGAUGGUUCUGUCCCGCCUGCCGCCAGGGACUCCAACCACCACCCCUCGACUAUGACUCCGCGCGGAGCGCCCUCGGGCUCGCCCGCCCCCGCAUCUGCCGCCCAGGCGCGCGCGGCGCUCGAGACGGCCAUUUCGUACGGCCAGAAGCUCGAGGCGGACUACCGGAAUGACCUCCGCCCCGAGGUGCGCAGCCAUCUGAAGCGCACGUUUGGCGUCGUCGCAUUUGCGGACCCCCUCGCUGCGGGAGGGGAGGUGGCCGAGAUGGCGGGACAGGAGGCGAGGGCACGCCUCGCUAACGAGCUGAACCAGGCUGUCCUCGAAUCGCAAGGCAAGCCUGCCCACCCGGCUCUUGAGACGCUGUACCGCCAGACCGCGGCUUGCGUCGUGCAGCUCGGCCUCCUCGGCGUCGGGGCUGCCGCCUUCGCGGACAUGAACAAGGAGUUUUUGGAAGCAUGAAUAACCUGUGAACUAGGAUCCAGGUGCUGUCCCGUGUUUUGUCUUUGCUCAUCGUGUAUAAUUGGACUGUUUUCGGUCGCCUAUCUCACCUCGACUCAGUGUUUCGUUUGUACACUACUACGUCCCAAAUCUCCACACUCUGUAACAUGUUACUGUCUUUCAUCCAGCCUGACCAUUUUAUUCCCACGUUGAAGAUUUCGGCGCUGUGGUGAGGUCAUUAUGUUUUCAGCGACUCAUUUGACCUUCAGUGUAUGAGAAGUGGAAGGUAUCAUCGCCUGGCCCUGAAGUGAGACAGAAGAAU
Messenger RNA from Phanerochaete carnosa HHB-10118-sp, 3077 nucleotides. RefSeq lists its product as uncharacterized. Gene Ontology annotation, molecular function: protein binding. Lineage: Eukaryota; Fungi; Basidiomycota; Agaricomycetes; Polyporales; Phanerochaetaceae. Gene Ontology annotation, biological process: cell surface receptor signaling pathway; cytoskeleton organization. Bases 350 to 2776 code for a protein of 808 amino acids. The transcript has 7 exons. Gene Ontology annotation, cellular component: cytoplasm. The record is from RefSeq and is a predicted model, not a curated record.